Messenger RNA from Medicago truncatula (barrel medic), 4649 nucleotides. RefSeq names its product COP1-interactive protein 1. Lineage: Eukaryota; Viridiplantae; Streptophyta; Magnoliopsida; Fabales; Fabaceae. Bases 196 to 4278 code for a protein of 1360 amino acids. The transcript has 7 exons. The record is from RefSeq and is a predicted model, not a curated record.
UCAUUUCUCAUUUCAACUUUCUCAACUUAUAUACCCUUUCUCUCAUUUUUUUUCCAUCUUCCAAAUUCCAACUUCACUACUCAAUUCCCCAUUUUAUCAUCUCUCUCACUCAACUACAAGCCACAAGCAAACGUUUUGUUCAAGCAACAAAUCAAAGCAAUUCAUCUUUAUCUAAGUCUAUAAAAGGAAGCAAACAUGGAAGAAGAGACAAAAGCCAUUCCAGAAGUUCCAGUGACAAAGGUUGUCGAAGAGGUGGUUCAGAAAGAUGAAAGCAUUAAGGAAACAAAUGGAGACUUGCUGCCUAGGGAAAUAUCCGAAGCAAAGAAAGACGAGGAAGAUAAUGCCUCAGAUGGAGAAUUCAUUAAAGUCGAGAAGGAAGAGAAUGUGUUGGAUGAUGCGUCCCACAAAACAGAAAGAAGCUCAGAUCCUCCUAGCAGAGAAUUUCUUGAAGCACAAGAGAAGGUUCGGGAACUCGAGGUUGAACUGAAAACAGUUGCAGAAUCUUUAAAAACCUCUGAACAUGAAAACUCUCAGCUGAAGGGAGAGAUCUCAGAUACAAAAGAGAAAUUAGAAGAAACUGGAAAGAAAUACGAAGAUCUUGAACUGAGUCACAAGAAGUUGCAAGAUCAGAUUAUUGAAGCCGAGAAAAAAUACAAUCUGCAGCUCAGCACUCUUGAAGAGGCACUGCAAAGUCAAGAAGUUAAGCAGAAAGAGCUUCUUCAGGUGCAGGAAGCGUUUGGUGAUAUGAACGUUGAGCUAGAAAGCUCCCGAAAGAAGAUGCAGGAAUUGCAGCAUGAGCUGCAACUUUCUACAGACGAGGCACGGAAGUUUGAGGAGCUGCAUAAGCAAAGUGGUUCACAUGCUGAAUCUGAGGGAAACAAGGCGGUAGAAUUUGAGAGACUUCUUGAAGAAGCGAAAUCGAGUGCGAAAAGCAUGGAAGAUGAGAUGGCUUCUCUGAAGGAAGAAUUGAAGGGAGUUCAUGAUAAGAUUGCUGAAAAUCAAAAGGUUGAAGAAGCACUUAAAACAACUGCAGCAGAACUUUCUGCUAUUCAAGAGGAGUUGACACUCUCCAAAACACAGCUAUUGGAAGUUGAGCAAAGAUUGUCUUCAAGAGACUCCCUAGUAGACGAGUUGACCGAGGAAUUAAACCUGCGAAAGACUUCGGAAACACAGAUAAAAGAAGACAUGUCAGCACUUCAAAACUUAUUUGUCUCUACAAAGGAAGAGCUACAAGAAAAAGUUUCUGAAUUGGAAAGUGCAAAGGUCAAGCUGCAAGAGGAGGAAAAAUUGAGAGAAUCAGUCGAAGUUACAUUCAAGAGUCAGGAAGCACAGUUUGUUUCUGUACAAGAAGAGCUGACUAAGCUUAAUGCAGAGAAAAAAGGACUUGAGGAAACUGUUGAAGAUCUAACCGUUAAUGCAAAGCACUUUAAGGAGUUGUGCAGUGAUUUAGAGGAAAAACUAAAGCUUUCGGACGAAAGUUUUAGUAAAACAGAUUCUCUUUUAUCUCAAGCGCUUUCAAACAAUUCUGAGCUUGAACAGAAGGUGAAGUCUUUGGAAGAUCUUCAUAAUGAAUCCGGAGCCGUCGCAGCUACUGCCAGUCAAAGAAGUCUUGAGCUUGAAGGACAUAUUGAAGCUACAAAUGCAGCUGCAGAAGAGGCAAAAUCACAGCUUAGAGAGCUUGAAACACGCUUCAUAGCGGCAGAGCAAAAGAAUGUGGAGCUUGAGCAACAACUAAAUUUAGUGCAAUUGAAAGCCAAUGAUGCUGAGAGAGACGUGACUGAAUUCUCUGAGAAAAUAUCUCAUCUCGACGCUAAAUUGAAAGAGGCUGAGGAAGAGAAGAAUCUUCUUAAUAGCCUACUGCAGGAGCACAUGGAUAAGUUAAGUCAACUUGAAUCAGAUUUAAAUCAAUCAACCCAGAAGAAUUCACAAUUGGAGGAGGAGCUUAAGAUUGUCAAAGAGAAAUGUUCUGAGCAUGAAGAUCGAGCCACCAUGAACAAUGAGCGCAGCCGAGAACUAGAAGAUUUGAUUCAGAGCUCUCAUUCCAAAUCAGAAAGUGCCGAAAAGAGAGCGAGUGAGUUGGAGUUGCUACUUGAAACAGAGAAAUACAGAAUUCAAGAACUUGAACAACAAAUAAGUGCAUUAGAAAAGAGAUGCAGUGAUUCAGAAGAAAACUCCAAUAAAUAUCUUGACAAUGUCUCCGAUCUGACAUCAGAACUUGAAUCGUUUAAAGUUCGAACCUCAAGCCUUGAAAAUACGCUGCAAACGGCCAAUGAAAGUGAAAUAGAGCUAAAAGAAUCUUUAAAUGCUGUGACGGAUGAAAAGAAAAAGUUAGAAGAUGCUUUGAACAGUUUGAGUGAGAAGCUUGCUGAGUCAGAAAACCUAUUGGAAAUUGUGAGGGAUGAUUUAAAUCUUACACAAGUUAAGCUGCAAAGUACAGAAAAUGAUCUCAAAGCUGCUGAAUUGAGAGAGAGUGAGAUAAGAGAAAAACAUAAUGCCAUUGAAGAAAAUCUUGCUGUAAGGGGAAGAGAUAUAGAGCUUACUUCUGCAAGGAACUUAGAACUCGAAUCGUUACAUGAAUCUCUGACGAGAGAUUCCGAACAGAAGCUCCAAGAAGCUAUUGAGAAAUUUAACAGCAAAGAUUCUGAGGUUCAAUCUCUGCUUGAGAAAAUCAAGAUUUUGGAGGAAAAUAUUGCAGGAGCUGGGGAACAGUCUAUAUCUUUGAAGAGUGAAUUUGAAGAGAGUUUGAGCAAACUGGCUUCUUUGCAAAGCGAAAAUGAAGAUUUGAAAAGGCAAAUUGUUGAAGCUGAGAAGAAAACUUCACAGUCAUUUUCCGAGAAUGAAUUACUGGUCGGAACAAACAUUCAACUGAAAACCAAGAUUGACGAACUUCAGGAGUCAUUGAACAGUGUUGUGUCAGAGAAGGAAGUCACUGCUCAAGAACUUGUGUCUCAUAAGAACUUACUAGCUGAAUUGAAUGAUGUACAAUCAAAAUCCUCCGAAAUUCAUUCUGCCAAUGAAGUUCGCAUCCUUGAAGUAGAAUCAAAAUUGCAAGAAGCAUUGCAGAAGCAUACUGAGAAGGAAUCAGAAACCAAAGAAUUGAAUGAGAAGCUGAAUACCUUAGAAGGACAGAUAAAGAUUUACGAAGAACAGGCUCAUGAAGCUGUUGCAGCUGCUGAAAAUCGUAAAGCUGAGCUGGAAGAGAGUCUCAUAAAACUAAAGCAUCUUGAAGCAGCAGUUGAGGAGCAACAAAACAAGUCACUCGAGCGUGAAACAGAAACUGCUGGAAUAAAUGAGGAAAAAUUGAAACUUGUUCAGGAAAUAGCCGUCUACGAAUCCAAAUUGAGUGAUUUACAGUCAAAGCUCUCUGCUGCACUUGUCGAGAAGGACGAAACAGUUAAAGAGAUACUUGCAUCAAAGAAUGCUGCCGAAGACUUGGUGACACAGCAUAAUGAAGAAGUGCAGACAUUAAAGUCACAGAUAUCUUCGGUAAUAGAUGACAGGAACUUGCUCAAUGAGACUAAUCAGAAUCUAAAGAAGGAGCUUGAAUCUAUAAUACUUGACCUUGAAGAGAAGUUGAAGGAGCAUCAGAAAAAUGAAGACUCUUUGAAAUCUGAAGUUGAAACUCUUAAAAUUGAGAUUGCUGAGAAAUCUGCAUUGCAAAGUAGGCUGCAUGAAAUUGAAGCGCAACUCGCGAAAGCUGAAUCUAGACUACAUGAAGAGGUUGGAAGUGUUCAGGCUGCUGCUUCUCAAAGAGAAGUAGAUUUAAGUUCAAAAUUUGAAGAUUAUGAACAAAAAAUCAGUGAAAUAAAUGUGCUGAAUGGAAAGGUGGCAGAACUUGAGAAAGAGUUGCACCUUGCACAGGAUACUAUAGCUAACCAGAAAGGAGAAGAAUCUCAGAAGUUGGAACUAGAGGCAGCCCUGAAGAAUUCUGUAGAAGAACUUGAAACUAAGAAAAAUGAAAUAUCUCUUUUGCAGAAACAAGUAAUAGAAUUUGAGCAGAAAUUGCAACAAGCUGAUGAGAAAAUCUCAGUCAAGGGUGAGGAGGCUGUUGAUAAGAAAGAUGCAUUGGAAGUGAAAUCAAGAGACUUUAGCAUCUCAUCUCCAUCAAAAAGGAAGAGCAAGAAAAAGUCAGAAGCAACAACUCCUCAAACAUCCACUUCUUCGUCCGAGACUCAUAUUCAACCCGGCCAUGAUUCGCCUAUCAUGAAUUUCAAGUUCAUCCUCGGAGUAGCUCUUGUAUCCAUUAUCUUCGGCGUCAUUCUUGGGAAGCGAUACUAAUAUCGCCAAUAUGUAUUUUGGUUUUUUCUAUUUAUUUUUCUCAUGCAUGGUUUUUCCAUGAGAUUUGAAAGCUUUCAAACUUCAGUCUUGAGUUGGUCAGGGAACUUAUUUUUGUGUCUAUCCCUUGCCUGUGUGCAAGAGAAAUGGGAGUUGAUUUAUGCUUGGUUUAAUUUUUAGUUUGGACUAUAUAAAUUUUGAAUGCGGGUUGUUUUGCUUUGGAGUCCAUUUUUCAUCUCAAUUGAUGUCUGGAAUUGAGGACUUGGGGGAGCUAUAGAACAGUUCUUAAACUGGUGAACUAUGGUGUAAAGAGUUAAGACUAUUAUUAUUCCCUAUCUCCUCCUUACUGUGUAUAAUAUUUGGAAGAAAAAAAA